Messenger RNA from Solanum tuberosum (potato), 817 nucleotides. RefSeq lists its product as uncharacterized. The record is from RefSeq and is a predicted model, not a curated record. The coding region runs from base 194 to 496 and encodes 100 amino acids. Lineage: Eukaryota; Viridiplantae; Streptophyta; Magnoliopsida; Solanales; Solanaceae. The transcript is spliced from 3 exons.
UUCGAAUUGAUCCCAAAUUCGACCCGGUUUCAUCUGAUUUCUGUACUGAAUCCCUCACAUCCUCACCAAUGGGCCUUUUCUGAAGCUUUUUUCUUUUUGCCGGAAUUCAUCGUAGCUCCGUCGGAGGUGGUGGAAAUCGCUGCUCUCAAGCUCAUCGGAAAAGUUCAGCUGAUAAUUGAAGGAUCUCGUGGACAUGGCAACGUAUUUAUGGAGGAAAUAUGCAGAUUAUGUAUACACAAAAUGGGAAAAGACGCUCCUCUGGGAUAUGGUAGAACCAUUUAGGAGACCAAAAUCGUUUACUCCUCUUGUUACUAUCUACGUAUGUGCAUUUUAUACAGGGGUUAUUGGAGCAGCCAUCACUGAACAACUCUACAAGGAGAAAUACUGGGAAGAACACCCUGGGCAAGAAGUGCCUCUGAUGAAACCAAUGUUUUAUGGUGGCCCUUGGAGAGUAAUGAGAGGUGACGUUCCUCCUAUGGGGAAGUUCGAUCUCUGAGCUGCAGUCAGUUAGAUAGUUAUUAGGCAUCCAACAUAAGCUCUAGGAGAAGGAAAACUAUCACAAUGGCAAAGGUACUACAACACGCGAUGUGUGAUAGAUACACAUGAGUUCAACUCUUGCCAGGGAACCAAGUCUAUUAAGUAGAGAGGAGUGGAAGGGCAAAUCCAUUAUCCACCAAUUCCGGAACUGGUACGUAACAAAAGAAAGGUACCAUUUUUCUACAGUUGUUGUGCAUUUAUAUUUGAACUAUCCUCUCUUGUAAAGAUUAUAAUAUAGGUUUCCAAAUUUUAUCGAUACCUAUUUUGGUCCUUCCCUGUA